Hipposideros armiger (great roundleaf bat) is the source of this 450-nucleotide messenger RNA. RefSeq names its product epithelial mitogen (gene EPGN). The transcript is spliced from 5 exons. Lineage: Eukaryota; Metazoa; Chordata; Mammalia; Chiroptera; Hipposideridae. The coding region runs from base 1 to 450 and encodes 149 amino acids. The record is from RefSeq and is a predicted model, not a curated record. Gene Ontology annotation, molecular function: growth factor activity; epidermal growth factor receptor binding. Gene Ontology annotation, biological process: epidermal growth factor receptor signaling pathway; positive regulation of mitotic nuclear division; positive regulation of cell population proliferation.
AUGGCUUUCGGUGUCGUUUCAAUAUCAGUCUAUAUCUUAUUCAAUGCAAUGGCGGCAUUGACUGAAGAGGUGACCGUGAAUGUAACACCCACAAUAACUCAGCAAAGUAACUGGACAGUUAACAAAAUAGAAGAAGGACCUAUAGCCUUGAAGUUCUUACAUCCUUGCCUGGAAGAGCACAAUAAUUACUGCAUCAACGGUGUUUGUGCAUUCCAUCAUGAGUUGAAGAUAGCCAUCUGCAGGUGUUUUACUGGCUAUACUGGAGAAAGGUGUGAGCAUUUGACCUUAACUUCAUAUGCUGUGGAUUCUUAUGAGAAAUACAUUGCCAUUGGAAUUGGCGUUGGAUUAUUAUUAAGUGGUUUUCUUUCUAUUUUCUACUGCUACAUAAGAAAGAGGUGUCUAAAACUGAAAUCGCCUUACAACAUCAGUUCCAGAGGAAGUCCACUGUGA